Haemonchus placei is the source of this 771-nucleotide messenger RNA. The record is from the annotation of a GenBank genome assembly. Lineage: Eukaryota; Metazoa; Nematoda; Chromadorea; Rhabditida; Trichostrongylidae.
AUGCCUCCUUCCAUGCAAAAAAGCGAGAGCCCAUCUGUUCGCGAACGUGUUUUGGCAAUCGAACGAGGCCAACACAGUGAGAAUUCCAUCAUCCGUGCCAGAUAUGUGCCGGAUGUACGUGGAGUGAAUCGUUACAAGCACUUUCAUGUUAUCAAUACGCCGCCGGUGAAGCAGAAUGGACAGGACAAGUUAGCAAACCCGAAAGGGUCCAGUGAUCUGCCUCAACUCCGUACAACAAGAUCAGACUUUUCUAGAACACGUCCCGCAGCAGCAGUUCGUAGCAUCAUCGACGAUUUGGACAAUGGAGUUGAGAAAGGAAGGCGGACCAAGAAAACCACCCUCCCUCAUCUUGGCCCAUCGACCACAUUGGCGAAGAUGCAGAAAGAAUGGGACAUCUGUGACUACAUUGAGCAACAAGCCAAAUCGGCUAUGGCUUCAUCUGAUUCACUGUCAUCUUCCACCACAACAAGAUCCACCCAUUCCGGUAGAAAACUUCAAGACCAUCUAACAAGCUCUCAUCAUCAACCAAAUACUCCACGGACUUUCGCAUCGCUGGGAACGGCGGCAAAAAAUGAAAAUGAACCGAACGCAUCCGGUGAAGAGAUCACCACAGGAAAGAGCCCUACCACAUCCGGAGCUGCUUCUCCUUCCAGGCUGGAUGCUGAACCAAAGACAGAUACCACAUCUGCUCAAUCUUCAACAGCAAAUCUGAAAGAAUCAGCUACACAAACUCUUACAUCUUUACUUGAAUUCAUAACUGUCGUCUAUUAA